AGAGAGAGAGAAAAGACCGAGAGCCUAACUGAAAACCUACCUCUAUCGGAACCUACUUCACUGCUCUGUCUUCAGCUAGUUGAGCACUGGAUUUAGCACAAGGACAGAAGCACAGCAACGGUGAACGCCACAACGAUGGAUACUUCUAACUUUGAGGCGAACAGACCACCAGAAACGAGACGAUGGCCAACGAAACACCACGUGCAGCCACCGGAUUAACCCCAGAGCAGGAGAAAGACACUCCCACUGAAGGACUCCAUGUGCUUCCCCCGUAGACCACCAGAGGAGAAAAGACAGAGAGAAGACAUCGGAGUUGCAAGCAACCCAGAUCCGAGACCAAGAGGCCUCCCCGAUGAACCACACGCUGCCAAAAGGAGAAACUCGACGAGGUCUAUAAAAAAUCUCCCAGACAAAGUUGCCGGAGCAAAACUGGAGGUAGCUACAACGAGUAGCGUCCGCCAUCCUCUAGCAUCACUACCCUCACCGGGAACAACACAAAUCUACUCCAUAGACACCGGAUCUGAACCGGUAGAGAAUCACAGAGCUUCACCUCCGCUGACACAGAGAAGACCAUGGAGAUGACAGAGAAAAGCGGAGAAAAACAUAAGGAAGGCUCCGGCGACCAGAAAAAGACAUUGCGGCCACCCGAGUAGGAGGCAAAAUAGCCGGAGGGGAAUAGUAAGUAGAGGGAAGGAAGAUGAUAUGUUUUUUGGAGAGGGAGUGGUUUCUUUAAACUUGUUUUCUGUGAAUACACUUGGGGACAUUAUCCUCUUCAUCUUCUACAAAAAUUUAUUUGCUGCCAAUUGUAUGGUUUGAUCAUGGGGUGGUUUCUUGGUUAAUUGUCUGAUCUUAAUGCAUAACUUUCAAAACACUAAAAGCAUAGUUGAAAUUCUCAUCAGAUAUUUGUAAGACAUGAGAGUUCGUUGAAUUCCCGAUCAGAACUUACUAGUUUCCUUUUCAAUGUUUAUUUAUUCUUCCAAGUCUGAAGGAGGGUCAUUAUAUCAGCAAGCUAAGCAUGAAAAAAUUGAGCUUUCAGACAACAUUUUGGAUAGUUUAGCAGAAUUCCAAAAACAAGUUCACGGACAGAAACACAUGUUCUGGAAAGUUUUUGUCAAGCCCGUCUUUUACCAUAUAUAGAAACGUAGAAACCCAACAUGGCCUUAUUAGUUCAACAAUUCAUUUUUUAUAUAAGAAAUGAAAAUAAAUUGGCGCAUAUACUGUUAACAAUCAUAUAUUUGACUCAUCAACUGUUGGUGGUAAGAAAAUCAUUUGCUGAUUUUCGUGAAAAUGAUGUAUACAAAGAUUUCUGUUUUGUUAUAAUAGUUUAAUUCUCUUGUGAAUGACAAAAUUUUCAUUUGUGUAGUAUGAUGUUCUUUUACUUCUAUUUCAAAUGACAUAUGAAUAGAUUCGACUAAUAUCUCCAUUUGUAUAAAAAAAUAUCAAAUUAAAAAGGGAGAAUUUGUGACAAAUGACCAGAAAAUAGAAGAAGAAAAAAACUAAAAAUUUUGAAGUUUCUGAUGUAUCCAAAUAAAACUCCCAACCUAUAUAAGAAAUGUCAAGUUUUUUUUACUUUUGUAUUUGUCUGAACUCUCAACGACCUAUAAGAAAGAGGGAAAAAAAAAACAAAAAGCAGAAUCUAAGGAGAAAAAAAUGGGAAAUGAGAUAAAGAAAAUAAAAGGUUACCUACCAAAAUCCCCCACACACGACACAGCAAAGCACAUCCUCUCUCUCACACAUAAUCACAUGUAUAUGUACCAACUCGGUCAAAAAGUCACCUCCUUUUUUAUAUAAGAGACCCAAACUCUCCGCACAUCUUGCUUUGCUCUCUGCUCUCUCUCUCUCUCUCUCUCUCUCUCUCAAAACCAUAUUAAUCCACCAUGGGAAGAUCUCCUUGUUGCGAGAAAGCCCACACAAACAAAGGAGCUUGGACCAAAGAAGAAGACCAACGUCUCAUCGACUACAUCCGUAUUCACGGCGAAGGUAGCUGGCGUUCACUUCCCAAAUCCGCAGGAUUGUUACGGUGUGGUAAAAGUUGUAGAUUGAGAUGGAUUAAUUACCUUCGUCCUGAUCUCAAACGUGGCAAUUUUUCUGAUGAAGAAGACAAAGUUAUCAUCAAACUCCAUAGCUUACUCGGCAACAAAUGGUCAUUGAUCGCGGGAAGAUUACCAGGAAGAACAGACAAUGAGAUUAAAAAUUAUUGGAAUACUCAUAUUAAGAGGAAGCUUCUUAGCCAUGGAAUCGACCCACAAACUCAUCGUCCGAUCAAAGAUUCCAUCGCCGUUGAAAACUCUUUUACCGUCAGGCCGAAGACGGAAAAUUCCUCCGGUAACGUAGCAUCCACAAGCGGCACAACGACUGAUGAGGAUAUCCGACAGAACGGUGAUUGUUAUUACAAUGAUAAUUCAGGAGAGAAAGAGGUUAAUCUGGACUUAACUCUUGGGUCCGGAUCAACUUCUUUAGUCAGGUCGGGUGGGAGAAGUGGAAACGGAUCAUCAGCAGAUUCAAAGCCGUGGUGGGAUCCAGUGAUGGCGGCGCGUUUGUCACUGUUGUGAUUAUUACUUCAGUUUCUUUUGUUUUAGUUUUGUUCAUAUAUAUAUUUACCUUUUAAAGGCUUUUAUUGGAAAAUUUUCACCGUUGUGGUAAGAACAAUGACUUUACCGUUCUUUCUUAGCAUUAUCAAUCGGUACGAUCAGCGCCGUGCAUAGUGUGUUA
Molecule: messenger RNA, 2712 nt
Organism: Brassica rapa (field mustard)
Lineage: Eukaryota; Viridiplantae; Streptophyta; Magnoliopsida; Brassicales; Brassicaceae
Product: transcription repressor MYB6
Source: RefSeq, a predicted model, not a curated record